Messenger RNA from Prunus armeniaca (apricot), 204 nucleotides. Lineage: Eukaryota; Viridiplantae; Streptophyta; Magnoliopsida; Rosales; Rosaceae. The record is from the annotation of a GenBank genome assembly.
AUGAAGCGAAGAGUAGAGACCAAGUGGCAAUUGUGCGCACGUUGUAUGUGGUUAGAUGAGUGGGAGCCUUUGCGUUGCUUGCAGAUGUCUGUCCUGUUACCUGUUAACCUGCAGGCUUUGCUUUGCCUUUUACCGAGGGUAGGGUUACAGUUGCAGGCUUGUAGCCCUCAGCCUCAUGGGACUAAUACAAAACCCCAAGUAUAA